AUGACCAAGGCUUGGUCAUCCAUGCAGACAGAUAGAAAGGCCUACGGCAUUCAAGGAGGUUUCCUUCCAAGAGAAAUAUUCAAAACAGAGGGAGAAUCAGACCUCAUCCGGUUAUCUUUUUUAUCCAUGCCAAUGGACAAAGUGGAAACAAAGUGGCAGCUGUGGAAGAACUACCAAUAUGUGCUGGCCUUCCGUUUUGCCAUCCAGGAGAUCAAUAAGGACCCCCAGCUCCUCCCCAACCUGACCCUGGGUUUCCAACUCUACAAUUCUGUUACCAGUGGUCAGUUCACCCUGAGGAGCACUCUGCACUGGCUGACGGGAAAGCAUCAUCUCAUCCCUAACUACACCUGCCAGACACAAGGCAAGACAGUUGCCAUCAUUGCUGGAACCACGUCAGUAUUUUCAGCUGAAAUUGGAACGAUGUUGGAGCUGUACAAAACCCCACAGAUCACAUAUGGUCCCUUUGAUCCCAUGCUAAGUGAGAGAGCCAAGUUUCCAUCCAUCUAUCAGAUGGCCACCAGUGACAGCUCUCUGGCCUGCGGAAUGCUCUCAUUGCUGCUCCAUUUUGGCUGGAUUUGGGUGGCGAUCUUUGUAUCUAAUGAUCUGAAAGGAGAGCAGUUCCUUCAGGAUAUUUUAGCCGAGAUGGUAAAGAAAGGUGUCUGCUUGGCCUAUGCAUUAAAGCUUCCUGACUCUAAGAAAAGGUAUGAAAACACUAAAAUAUCUUUCUUAGCUGAUCUUCACAUUUUGUCAGCAAAUGUGUAUAUUCUAUAUGGGGAUGUGAGCAGUCUGUAUACCAUGGAAUUUCUAAGCCAAUACUAUUUGACCUUGGGGAAGGUGUGGAUCAUGGCUGCAAAAUGGGAGAUUGCUCUGCUCGAGACAGAACACAUGCUGCACUCUUUCCAUGGAGGCUUCUCAUUUUCACAUCACAAGGGGGAAAUCCCUGGCCUCAAGCAUUUUGUCAAGACAGUGGACCCUUCCCACUACCCAGAAGAUUUCUUCCUCAGUCAACUAUGGCUUCAUGCUCUUCACUGCUUACCUCGGGGCUCACACUGUGGAACAGUUGGAGUCUGCCCCCCAAAUGCUUCCUUUGAGUUUUUCCCAGGACACAUUGACAUGCUGACCACAUCUGACUCCAGCUAUUUCAUCUACAGUGCUGUGUAUGCAGUGGCCCACGCCCUCCAUAAGAUGCUUUCCGAGCAAAUAGAAAAGGGAUCUCCAGGAGAUGCAGCUCAACCUAGGAUUCUUCCAUGGCAGCUGGCGAUCCACGGCUCCACCUGGCACGUCUCCCGUGAUCUUCCUCUCCAGGCGCUGUCGCCGAGGGUGAGCCGGGCCACAGGAUCGCCGCCGCCGCCGCCGCCGCCGCCGCCUGCUGGGGAGGAUGUUUCCUUCCAUGAAACGAGACACCGUAUGAAACACUACGAUAUCCACAACAUUGUGAACUUUCCUGCUGGAUUUCGGUUGCUCAUUAAAAUCGGGGAGUUUUCCUCUGAGAAUGCACAUGACCAAGGCUUGGUCCUCAAUGAAGAGAUGAUAGAAUGGCCUGCAGCAUUCAAGGAGACUCCUCAGUCUUUGUGUAGCCAGAGGUGUGGUCCAGGAUUCAGGAAAAUGACACAUGAAGAAAGACCUGUCUGCUGCUAUACUUGUGUUAUUUGUUCAGAAAGAGACAUUUCCAAUCAUACAGAUGCAGAGCAGUGCACCCCGUGUGCAGAUCAUGAGUACCCAAACCUGGAGAGAAACCACUGCCUCCCCAAGCUGGUGACCUUCCUGGGCUUUAAGGAAUUUCUAGGGAUGGCUCUGGCCUGCAUGGCUCUGUGCUUCUCUGUCCUCACAGCUGCGAUCCUCUGGGUCUUUGUGAGGCACCGAGACACUCCCAUCGUCAAGGCCAAUAACAGGACCCUCAGCUACGUCCUGCUCAUCACCCUCCUCCUGUGCUUUCUCUGCUCCUUACUCUUCAUUGGCCGUCCCAACACAGCCACCUGCCUCCUCCAGCAAAUAGCAUUUGGCCUUGUGUUCACAGUGGCUGUUUCCACUGUGCUGGCCAAGACCAUGACUGUGAUUCUGGCCUUCAAAGCUCUGAAACCUGGAAGAAUAAUGAGGCAAUUGCUGGUAAUAGGAGCUUCUAACUUCAUCAUUCCCAUCUGCUCCUUCAUCCAACUGGCUCUUUGUGGCAUCUGGUUGGGAAGUUCUCCUCCCUUUAUUGACACAGAUGUACACUCUGAGCCUGGCCACAUCAUCCUGGUGUGCAAUAAGGGCUCGGUCACUGCCUUCUACUGUGUCCUGGGCUACCUGGGCUCCUUGGCCCUGGUGAGCUUCACUGUGGCAUUCCUAGCUAGGAAUCUGCCUGACACAUUCAAUGAAGCCAAGUUCCUGACGUUCAGCAUGCUGGUGUUCUGCAGUGUCUGGGUGACCUUCCUGCCUGUCUACCACAGCACCAAGGGGAAGGUCAUAGUGGCUGUGGAGAUCUUCUCCAUCUUGGCCUCCAGUGCAGGGCUCCUGGGCUGCAUCUUUUUCCCCAAAUGCUACAUUAUUCUCAUAAAACCGGAUAAAGUUUCUUUGAAAGCUUUCAAGAAUCAGAUCAGUUCUAGGAGAACCUAA
Lepus europaeus (European hare) is the source of this 2595-nucleotide messenger RNA. RefSeq names its product vomeronasal type-2 receptor 116-like. Gene Ontology annotation, cellular component: membrane. The coding region runs from base 1 to 2595 and encodes 864 amino acids. The transcript has 8 exons. Gene Ontology annotation, molecular function: G protein-coupled receptor activity. Lineage: Eukaryota; Metazoa; Chordata; Mammalia; Lagomorpha; Leporidae. Gene Ontology annotation, biological process: G protein-coupled receptor signaling pathway. The record is from RefSeq and is a predicted model, not a curated record.